GCGCGCCCGACGUACGUGUAUUGUAUAAAAAUAAAUAAUUGGCUCCUGUAUUCUUCUUUUGACGAGCUCUCCGCCAUUUCCCAUUAUGUGCCGCCGAGCGCUGGCCGCGGCAUUUGGACGCCACUGACAACGCUCUCGGUCGUAUCCGUGUGAUCCCUCCGUCAACGAGAUGAAUGCCUCCGAACGAGAUGGGUACCUCCGCAAUUGCACGCCUCCUGCCAUCGACGACUUUCCGGCGGGACUUUUCACGGAGCUGGAAAGACAACAUGGUGCCAUUGUACUUCAUGCGUUAAUCUCCAUCUACCUUUUUUUGGCAUUGGCCGUUGUCUGCGAUAAGUUCUUUGUUCCCGCGGUAGAUAGGAUAUGUACGGCUCUUAAUAUGACGAAUGACGUCGCUGGUGCUACAUUCAUGGCAGCAGCGACUUCAGCACCAGAGUUAUUUGUCAAUGUUAUUGGAACUUUUAUUACUGAGGGUGACAUAGGAGUUGGUACCAUCGUUGGGUCGGCGGUUUUCAAUAUUCUUGCAGUGGCUGCUUGUUGCGGUAUAGGGGCUGGGAUGGUAGUGCCUUUGGACUGGUGGCCAUUAACCAGGGACUGUCUUGCAUAUGGUAUCACUGUUUCUAUUUUGAUUUGUAUAAUGCAUGAUGAAUAUGUGCAGUGGUAUGAAGCCUUCUUCUUGGUUCUGCUGUAUGGAGUGUACAUUUGCAUUAUGUACUACGACAAAUCAAUUCAAAAUUUCGCUAAAGGGAGUUGGACGUGUGUGUCCAAUAUGUUAAAAAAAGACAGUGAAAAGCAAGAAACUCCUUUGUCUUUGGAAAAUGAAAAUAAGGAAAAAAAGUCAACAUCUUCCAUUAAGAAUGAAUCAUUAGUAGAGCAUCACCAACAUAAUGGUAAUGUCAAAAACAUAACUCUUUAUGCAGAUACAAACGAAAAGAAAAAUGUUAUCGAUACUGAACUACAAAUUGACAAAACUAAAAUUGAAGAAACAAACGAAGAGGAACACAGAAUUAGUAAUAUGGAAAUAGCUACACCAGAAGAUGGAAAUCGCGAAAAUAUUGAACAAGGGAACAAAGAAUCGAUAGAUGAGUAUGAACACUCUCUGUGGAAAUGGCCAUCAGGAAGAAGUAAUCUCACAAAGAUAACAUGGAUUAUUACAUGGCCGAUACAUCUCGUCUUUUUCUUUACGAUUCCAGAUUGUGAGAAACCGCGAUUUAAGAAUUGGUUUCCCUUAACUUUUAUCAUGUGUAUAGUUUGGAUAGGAUCACUUUCAUACAUCGUAGCUUGGAUGAUAACUAUAAUUGGUGAUACCUUAAUGAUACCAGAUUCAGUUAUGGGAAUAACAUUUUUAGCAGCGGGUACAUCUGUACCCGAAGCAGUAUCAAGUGUUAUAGUUGCAAAACAAGGACAUGGCUCAAUGGGCAUCAGUAAUUCGAUUGGAUCAAACACAUUUGAUAUUCUUCUGUGUCUAGGUCUACCGUGGCUUAUUAAAGCUUCGUUAACACCCGCUGAACCUGGUCAUUAUUGGGUGAAGAUAAACUCUAUGGGUCUUGAGUAUUCGGCGAUAUCGCUGCUAUCAACUUUGUUGCUGCUUUAUCUUACGUUUUGGUUCAACAAGUUUAAGCUCGAUGCAGCUGUCGGGAGGGCUUGUUUAGCCAUGUAUGCCAUGUUUUUAGUCCUUGCUACUCUUAUUGAGUUAAAUGUUUUCUUCCCUGUAAAUGUUCGCACUUGCAGGAGAAACGAAUUAAAAUCUUAAAGUGUAAAAGUGCUAACGAUUGGCUUUUCUUAAAGAUCAUUAUUUGGAGAUACUCGUACAACGCUAAAAUUUCAAAUUAUUACUAAUUAAUAUUAUUUAAUUACCCACUUGAAUGUACAAUACGUUUAGCAUAGGAUGUUCUGAUUAAAGUAUUUUCUUUUAUAUAAAAUAUUUUUAUUAAGUAUCAUAGUUUCUUUUAUCACAUAAAAUUCCCGAACUAGAUAUUUCCAAAUUAUCUUUAGUUUGUGAUGAAAGAAGUGACUAUUUAUCAUUGUUAUAUUAAGUAGGACUUUGAUUAAGUACUACUUUUCAUGUAAACAGCAAUGAAAAAUGUAGUUUAAUUAGAAUAUAUAAGAAUAAUUGAGAGCAAUUUUUUUUGUUUUUAAGAUAUACCCUUAUCAAUUUCUAACGUAGUAUUGUUUUACUGCUAAUUUAUGUGCACUUUUUAACCGAUUUUAAAUUUCAAUGAUUAUUUCAAUGUCAAUUAAAAUAUUUUUCUUACUCUUACAUACUUGCUCGUAAAUAAGAUAUUGAAUAAAAAAGAGUUGUGUAAAUAAAUACAAAAUAUAUCAACUGUUCAUAAUUUUAUUAUAUAUAGAUUUGGAUUUUUUUUUCUUAUUUUGUAUAUAUUUUUAUAUCCUAUACUAAAUGAUUUUGUUUCGUAAAGUGCUGCAUAUGAAUUUUUUUUAUGGAUUUAAGAUAUUGUCUCUAGGGUAAAAGUAAGAAAAAAAUAUUAAUUUAUAUCUACAGCUGUUUUUUUUAUUCAAAUUCAGCCAAUUUUAUAUUAUAAUUUAUUUCUGAAUAUAUAUAUAUAUUGUUAAGAAAUUUAUAAUUAAUGUUAAUUGUUCUCAAUAGUCAAUAUAUAUUUAUAUUUAUAAAAUAUGAUUUUUUUACAUUGAUCUACAUAAACAAUAAAAUACUUAUAUAAAAGAGUUAAUGUUUGUAGAGUCUUUCCAUGGAGUUAAUUUUGGUAGUGUCAUCAAGCAUAAGGAGAAUGGGUCUUUUAAAUUAAUAGAAGUUAUUGGGUAUGUAGACCGAAAAAAAAUUGCUGGAAAAGAAGUAAUUCAUAUGUAUUUUUUUUUUGCUUUUUGCUUUUAUAUUCUUUGGACUACAAUGAUGAUAGGAUUUAGGACGAAACAACACUUACUUAUUUACCACUUCAUACUUAUUUACCACUAAUGUCGAAUUAAGGUAAAGUUGAAAACUAGUUUGUGUUUUAACAAUACACUAAAAUGAAAUUUAAAGUAAUGUGUAAUCUGUGUUUAGUGAAUACAUUAUAUAAUUAUA
Danaus plexippus (monarch butterfly) is the source of this 3040-nucleotide messenger RNA. RefSeq names its product sodium/potassium/calcium exchanger 4 (gene zyd). The transcript has 10 exons. Gene Ontology annotation, cellular component: membrane. Gene Ontology annotation, molecular function: calcium channel activity; calcium, potassium:sodium antiporter activity. Lineage: Eukaryota; Metazoa; Arthropoda; Insecta; Lepidoptera; Nymphalidae. The record is from RefSeq and is a predicted model, not a curated record. Gene Ontology annotation, biological process: calcium ion transmembrane transport; intracellular calcium ion homeostasis. The coding region runs from base 170 to 1753 and encodes 527 amino acids.